AUGUCAGAAGAUAACAAGCAACAAAUUCAACCCCAAUCACAAGCACCAACCCCUCAGCCUGGUACUCCAUCCGGUGAAGAGGAGAAGAAAGAAAGAAGAAACUCUUAUCAUGAUCCGUUCAGUGGUGAUGAAGAGAACGAGAAUCGAAGUGAACAAGGUGGAGAUGACGAUGUGAGGGAUGAGGGUGAAGGGGAGGGUGAUGAAGAGAAGGAUGGCGGAGAAGACAAACAAGAUGGUGAAGAUGAUAAGAGAGAAGCUAGUGAAACAGGAGACAAGGAAGAGAAUGAUCAAAUCAGAGAAGACGAUGAAUCUUCUCAGCAAGAGAAAGAUGAAGAGGAUGAUCAAAACAAGAAUGGUGAUCCUUCCCAUGAUACCAAACAAGACAAUUCACCCGACCAAUCCAAAGAUACCGACAUUCAAGAGGAUGAUACCAACAAUCACCAUGAUGAUACCUCACCUUCGGCUGAUAAAGACGGUCAUGGUUCUUCCUCACCCGAUGAUCAAUCUGAUACUCCCCCUACGUCUACCUCCAAUAACGAAGGGUCCGCCACACCCCCUCAGCCCAACAAGAACGACAGCACCCAAAAAUCAGCCAACGUCGCUCACGAUUCACAAGGUCGACACUCCAAGUAUUCCGACAGAGAAGAUAAACUCCGUGAAUUCGAGCAUUCCAAACCCUCCAAUUUCCCCGAGAACGACCGAGAACAAGAAUUGCAAAGAGUCGUCAAUCGUAAACCUGGUUCGAGGGAGUUACAUCAAAAAGGUCAAGGUAGACCGAAAGAUACUCCUUCAACAGAGUAUGAAGCUCAAGAUCCUUCCAAGCAACAAGGUCAACAAGGUUUGGGUGGUGUGACUGAUAAUCUGGGAAAUCUUGGUGGUGCCACGGAUCAAUUGGGUAAUCUCGGUGGAGUCACAGACCAACUUGGUAAUGUAGGUCAAGUGGGUGAUAUUGGUGGACAGGUCGGUGAUCAAGUUGGUGGUGUAGCUGGACAAUUAGGAGAUCAAGUAGGAGGUGUGGCAGGACAACUGGGUGAUCAAGUAGGAGGGGUAGCAGGACAAGUAGGUGACGUAGCUGGAGGAGUGGGUGAUACUGUAGGGGGAGUAACCGAUCAAGUAGGUAAUGUCGCUGGAGGUCUUGGAGAUACAGUCGGUGGAUUGGGUGAUCAAGUAGGUCAAACAGCUCAAGGUUUAGGAGAUACCGUUGGAGGGAUAUCAAAUGGUUUAAGUGAUACUUCCAAACAAUUAAGUAAAUCUGUUAAGAACGUUGGUGAUAAUGCACUCAAACCGCUUAAACAGAAGGGAGGCCUGUUGGGAGGAAAGAAAGGUGGUUUGUUAGGUAAAGGUGGUGAGGGCGACGAGGAGAAUGAGAAAGGAGCGUUGAAAAUUAGGAUUCAGUUGGAUAUCGAUGUGGAAGUUCAUCUUAGUGCGAGAGUUAAAGGUGAUAUCACGAUUGGGCUGUUGUGA
Molecule: messenger RNA, 1464 nt
Organism: Kwoniella mangroviensis CBS 8507
Lineage: Eukaryota; Fungi; Basidiomycota; Tremellomycetes; Tremellales; Cryptococcaceae
Exons: 2
Coding region: 1-1464 (487 amino acids)
Source: RefSeq, a predicted model, not a curated record